Zymoseptoria tritici IPO323 is the source of this 330-nucleotide messenger RNA. RefSeq lists its product as uncharacterized. The record is from RefSeq and is a predicted model, not a curated record. Lineage: Eukaryota; Fungi; Ascomycota; Dothideomycetes; Mycosphaerellales; Mycosphaerellaceae. The coding region runs from base 1 to 330 and encodes 109 amino acids. The transcript has 4 exons.
AUGGCCCUCGAACACGCCACAGCCCAACCUGAAGGCAUUCGCUAUCUGAACUCCCGCUCCCUGCCUUUCAUCGGCGCCAUCAUGAGUAUAGCAUUCGAGGUGGCGAUUGAGACUGGCAUUGGCCAGGGCGGAGGUGGAGCUGGUCCCGACGACCUGACCUGGUUUGUGGGAGAGAGAGAUAAGGCGCAGCCCGCCUGCAUGCAAACCCAACAGCCGUACUUUGAGCAAAAAUCCUACCUACUAGAUUGGGACGGCACCUACGACGACAAGGUUCACAACCCUCCAACCGACAUACGGCACGAAGGCGAUGACAACGAAGCCGAGAGAUGA